This is a messenger RNA of Herpailurus yagouaroundi (jaguarundi), 2185 nucleotides long. RefSeq names its product histone H1.2. The transcript has a single exon. Gene Ontology annotation, molecular function: structural constituent of chromatin; DNA binding. Gene Ontology annotation, cellular component: nucleosome. Bases 53 to 694 code for a protein of 213 amino acids. The record is from RefSeq and is a predicted model, not a curated record. Lineage: Eukaryota; Metazoa; Chordata; Mammalia; Carnivora; Felidae. Gene Ontology annotation, biological process: nucleosome assembly.
CCCGGCGCACCCACGGCGCUCUGCCACUUGUCCCCGGUCCUACAGCUUCAGCAUGUCGGAGACCGCUCCCGCCGCUCCUGCCGCCGCGCCCCCCGCGGAGAAGGCCCCCGUGAAGAAGAAGGCGGCCAAGAAACCCGCAGGGGUGCGCCGCAAAGCUUCUGGGCCGCCGGUGUCCGAGCUCAUCACCAAGGCCGUGGCCGCCUCCAAGGAGCGCAGCGGCGUGUCCCUGGCCGCGCUCAAGAAGGCGCUGGCGGCCGCCGGCUACGACGUGGAGAAAAACAACAGCCGCAUCAAGCUGGGCCUCAAGAGCCUGGUGAGCAAGGGCACCCUGGUGCAGACCAAGGGCACCGGCGCCUCGGGCUCGUUCAAGCUCAACAAGAAGGCGGCGUCCGGGGAGGCCAAGCCCAAAGCCAAGAAGGCGGGCGCGGCCAAGCCCAAGAAGGCUUCCGGGGCGCCCAAGAAAGCCAAGAAGGCCACCGGGGCCGGCACUCCCAAGAAGAGCGCCAAGAAGACCCCAAAGAAGGUGAAGAAGCCGGCGGGGGCUGCCGUCGCCAAGAAAGUGGCCAAGAGUCCGAAGAAAGCGAAGGCUGCCAAGCCGAAGAAGGCCUCCAAGAGCGCAGCUAAGGCCGUGAAGCCCAAGACCGCCAAACCCAAGGUUGCCAAGCCCAAGAAGGCUGCACCCAAAAAGAAGUAGGCUGUUGAAGAACGUCUGCUUCUGCAACCCAAAAAGGCUCUUUUCAGAGCCACCACUGAUCUCAAAGAAAGAGCUGAACCUUCUAACCCUGUCCCUUUCCCCCUUUAACCUUUCGUUCUAGGUGUGGUUGGCAGCUACAGUUGACGCCAGCCGAAAAGGGGCGGCGGGGGUCUCUGCGCGGCCCUAGGGCUCGUCCCCUGCCCAGCGGUAUCCCGGGUGGCCUCCCCCGCUACCUUGCGGAAGCGCUGUCCCGGAGGCGCGCACUCGCGCGCCAGCCCCGCCCCGCGCCAGGCCAUCGAAAACAACCACAAAUCAAGUCAGCCAGUUCCUCGGUCUCCAGGAAUCCCCCGAUUGGGUUGGAAAGCCGUUCAAAAGUCCCGCCCUGCUCGCGGGUUGGCCCGCUCCUCCGGCCCACGCUUUUCAUCGCGUGUUUUAUUGGGUGGAGGCCGGCCUCUUGUGUAUUCUGUGUACGUUUCGUUUCCAGUGGGUUGAUUGUGCCUUUUUCGCCCGGUAAGUGUGUCCCUGAUACCUCGGACACUUCCCAUGGUUUGGAAAGUCCAGCUCGUGUCCGGGGACGGCCGCAGCACCCCGCCGGGGAGGAGACGGUGCGGGCGUCCGUGCCGCGCGCUCCCGUGGGCCAGCCCGCGCGCUGCGGCCGCUGAGGACCGCGUCUGGACCACCGCGCGGCGGCGGCGGCGGCGGCGGCCACCCCGCCACCGGGCGCCGCUGGACCGGCGCCCUUCUGUCCCUCGCGUCAUGUAACUUUGCGCAAAAGUGUGAUGGGAUUGGAGUGCAUCACAACAACCCUUCGUCGGCCAUCUUGUCCCGGCAGCGGGUCACCGAGCGUCGUUUUAGGUAGACGUCAACAUCUAAACGCCGGAGAUGCUUUCAACGCAUUUUUGCGCGGCCGAAGUCCCAACGGUUUCUACGCGAGUAACGUACGGGUAAACCUGGGAACGUAUAUGCAUGUGUGGGGGUGAAGUGAUGUCUCUAACGAAGGCCUUUAGUUUAUCUUCACGGCGGUAUCUGCGGCUUCUUUCAUACUGAUGGCGUUUCUUCUGGGCAGAGGAAAGUCCAGCGUCGUGUUUUAUAUUCUGGUCAACACCGUUGGUUCCAGGAACCGGGGCUUCUGGAGACCCGAAGCUCAGUUCUUCGCCCAUUGCCACAGCGACUGAUGGAGUCGUUAAGUAACUUAGAUUAAUUAAUCUAAUUAAUUAAUUAAUCACUACCCCCAUUACCGGUAGUGACCACGGAGUUCAUUCCUGCCCGCACCGUCCCUCCCAACGGAAUGGGAUACUAUAAUGUUCGUUUUCAUGUGUAGAAAGACCUCCCUUCUUUGAGAGCACAGCGCACCCGCGCGCGCGCAUUCACGCCAAGAAAAGUUUUCCCAAGGUUUGUUUCGAUAAUUUUUGUGUUGUCAAUUUCACUUUAGAAGCAAUUGAAACCCCUGUAUUUUGUUACAAGGUUUAAUAAAUGCGUACGACUCUUCCA